This is a messenger RNA of Galeopterus variegatus (Sunda flying lemur), 1026 nucleotides long. It is a transcript of the gene IBA57, whose product is annotated as IBA57, iron-sulfur cluster assembly homolog (S. cerevisiae). The transcript is spliced from 3 exons. The annotation marks the transcript as partial. Gene Ontology annotation, molecular function: protein binding. Gene Ontology annotation, cellular component: mitochondrial matrix. The record is from RefSeq and is a predicted model, not a curated record. NCBI's taxonomy places the organism in Eukaryota, Metazoa, Chordata, Mammalia, Dermoptera, Cynocephalidae.
CCGGCCUGGCGCUGGCGGCUGCGCGCGGGCCCGAGGCGCCGCCUGGUUCACGUCCCCAGUCAUACCGACGGUGAUCCCGCGGGCGGAGCGGCCUGGACCUGCUUCCCGCUGGACGAGCGCGCCCUGGUGCGCGUGCGCGGUCCGGACGCUGCGUCCUUCCUCGGGGGGUUGCUGACCAAUGAGCUGCCGCUUCCGGGUUCUGCGGCCGGCGCGACUCCGGCUCCUGCGCGCGCGGGUUACGCUCACUUCCUGAACGUGCAGGGCCGGACGCUCUAUGACGUCAUUCUGUACCGGCUCCAUGAACGCUCCGAGGAGGUGCAGGACUUCCUCCUGGAGUGUGAUAGCUCCGUGCUAGGCGCUUUGCAGAAGCACCUGGUGCUGUACAAGAUCCGGCGGAAGGUCACAGUGGAGCAGAUGCCGGAGAUGCGCGUGUGGGCGGUGCUGCCCAACACCCCUGAGGCCGGUCGGGCUGCGCCGCUGCAGGAGAGAGCAGAAGCCCCCGCCAUCCUCACUCGCGACCCCCGGACUGCGCGCAUGGGGUGGCGGCUUCUCACCCAGGGAGAAAGCCCGGGCCUGGUGCGUGGAGGCCGACUCGGGGACCGCUGGGAUUAUCACCACCACCGGUACCAGCAAGGCGUUCCCGAGGGGGUCCGUGACCUGCCCCCAGGGGUAGCCUUGCCUCUGGAGUCCAACCUGACCUUCAUGAAUGGCGUGAGCUUUACCAAGGGCUGCUACAUCGGCCAGGAGCUGACGGCCCGCACCUACCACAUGGGCGUCAUCCGCAAGCGCCUCUUCCCCGUGCGGCUCUUGGGUUCCCUCCCUGUCGGCGGCGUCACCCCUGGCACCUCAGUGCUGACUGCGUCGGGCCAAGCAGCCGGCAAGUUCAGGGCCGGCCAGGGGGAUGUGGGACUGGCCCUGCUGCAGUCGGAGAAAAUCAAGGGUCCUCUUCACGUGACAACCUCAGAGAGCGGUCAGGUGGCCUUAACUGCGUCCGUGCCAGACUGGUGGCCCAUGACCACCAAGUAG